AUGCUCAUCAUGAAUGCCUCCAAGGAGUCAAGGAAGGUCAGGGCAGCAGCUUUGGUAAACAAGCUUAAGUACGGGUCCGCCGGGAUGCUGAGGUUCUUCUCUGAUACAAAGAUUCCCUCCUCCAUCAUGGUCCUUGGCAUCAUCUCCAGCGAGGGGGACAUCAUGCCUCUGUUCUUCUUUCAAAAGGGCCUGAGAGUCACCGCCGAGAUCUACCAGGAGGUGCUGAGAAGCGUGGUGAAGCCCUGGAUGGACGAGAUCGCCACCGGACGCCCCAACAUCUUCCAGCAUGACUCAGCUCCUGCACACAAGGCCAAGACGACCCAGGCAUGGCUGCUCAACAAUGUUCCUCACCACUGGUCAUUGGACUUAUGCCCACCCUCCUCACCUGACUACAAACUACUUUAUUUCUUCUGGAGCGUGAUCAAGGUUGACUCUCUGAAGGCUGCCAUCGUGGAGGCGUUCAUCACUAUCGACAAGGACAUGGUUGCCAAAGCAUGUGACUCAUUUCGCACCCGCCUUGAGAUGCUCGUCGCCGCCGGCCGCCCUCCUCACCCAACUGCAAACCACUUUAUUUCUUCUGGGGCGUGA
Messenger RNA from Acanthosepion pharaonis, 588 nucleotides. The record is from the annotation of a GenBank genome assembly. Lineage: Eukaryota; Metazoa; Mollusca; Cephalopoda; Sepiida; Sepiidae.